CACCUCGUGCCGCUUCAUGCCCGCAAAUAUUCCACCCUUCAGCUGCACCGACACAUCUUCCCCCAGCCGAUCAAGUGCUAAAUGCUCGGGGCCUCGUGGCUGGGACAGCAACGUGGGUUUCCCCUUCCAAUGGGCGCAAGCUAUAGAGCCACAAAGACCAAAGCUGGAGUCGAGGAGAGCGGAAGAGCACCCCGGGCCGCCGCCCUGCUCCCUCUCCCAGCCUGGGCCUCCUGGCAGCGUAGGCCACGGGAGACCCAGCAGCACCCAGGGUGGGAGUGCGUCUCAAUCGGACCCAGAGCCUGGGGGACAGGGAAUGACCGACAGUGCUCGGAGACCUGCACUCACCUCCGCAGCGGGCUGCUCCCCGGCGCUGCCGGAAGUGCGUCACCAGGCGGCCGGGCCUCUCUGGGAGAAAGGUCGCUCCGCCUCGCUGGUGGUCACGCCCGGCCAGCUGUGGCCGCAUCCGUGUCGGCUAGCUCGGGUCUGGCCCACGGUGACUGUUACCCCUGGAGAAUGGGGCAGCACUGAUCCAUCCAACGCUGCUGCACUGGAGACUGGUAUUUGGCUCCCACUUGCCUCUGUGGCCUCUUAUCACUCCCAUUCAUUCCCUGACUCCACCUCAGCCCUACAUGCUAAAAAUGCUGUUCUCUAAAUCUAGAAUGCCCUUCUCUUCCCAUUCCUACCUUCCAGCUUGACUGUUACUGGAAGUGUGAGCUCAAAUCCCAUUUUGCAUGGGAAGCAAGCCUUCCCUGAUCAUCCAGUAUAAGGCAGGACACUCAUUUAUGUGCCAUCACAGCACUGUAUACUUAUUUAAUGGUGAUAGCUUAUUUAUAUGUCUGUCUUCUCUGGUGGCUCCAGGGAACAGACACUGUAUCUAUCUUGUUCAACAUCAUCAUCGUCAGCUAGAGAAUAACCUGGCAGAAAGAAGGAGAGCAAUAAACAUUUGUUGUUGACAAUGGUCCAAAGGCUCCAGCCCUAACUCUUAGGCAGAAGCCUACUUUGUGUGUCUCCAAGGGUAGGAUAUGUCCUAUGCCUUGGACCUUGACAGUGACCAUGGCCAGGUGCCCUUCUCUGCCUUGCCCUGACCCUGAUCUUCACUGUUUUCCAAAAUGAGCUCAUUAAGAAAAUGAUUGGGCAGAGUAAUAGCUGGGGAUUAUGUUGCUCUUGUCAAUAAGUUCUGUUUUUCACUUCUUUCUAGGGUCAGAAAUCAGGAGUGAGGACUUGUUGAAAGAAAUAGGAAGGAAUCAGGAGAUCACACAAAUGCUGGCCCCAAAUGUUUGCAUCAUAAACCUACUGCCUAAUUUUACAGAUGAGAAAAUAAAGCUCUCUAAAUAACCACAAAACUCCUACUCCUACUUCAGACAUAUUGGAAAAAUGAGAUAAUAAUGCACAAACCAAGUUUCAAAAGCUCUACAGUAGGUCUGGAGAGAUGGAGAUCAGUUCUUGCCUGUCAACCCCUGUUCUUCCAUUCUUAUAUGGUCACAGAAUCUCUAGCAAGGAACAUGACAGCUCAGGGAAAAAGCACACAUUUCCCAGCAUUCUUUAAGGCAAAGUGUGUCCAUGUGACCAACUUCUGGCAAACAGGCUGUAAGAAAAUGUGAUGCUGUGUCCUUAAAGACAAGGGACAUGCCCUCCUUGGCCGCAAACUUUCAUCGACCAGGUGGAAUGUUGACAAGGGAGAGCAUCAGAGCAUCUUGGACCAUGUGAAUAAGGGUGUGGCUGCUGGGGAUGACAUAGCAACUAAAAGGAGGAGUCACAGAGCUGCUAUAUCAGCCCCAGAUGGCUUACGUUCUGAUGAUACAUGAAAGAGAAAUAAACUUUCAUCAAAUUUAAACCACAUUUAUUUGGGUUCUUCAAAUUAAUUUCCAAGCCCAUAGCCUAACUAAUACCCCUAGAAAUGAGGAAGGAUGGAAAAAUCACACAACACAGCAGUUAAAAAAUUAAGCUGGCUCUUCGACUACAGCAUUCUAGAAGUUCAUUUCCACGCUGGGCCUGCAGCCAUGUAGUGUCAGUUUCCUCCUGCUCAGCUCUAAGGCUUCUUCUCCUGCACCCUUUGUCCCUGCAGCCCCAAGACCUCUCUAAAGCCCUUCCUCUCUGAACACCAGGGAAAGCUGACAAUCUUCUCAUGUUAAAAAAUCUUUUUUGUUGGCCGGGCAUGGUGGCUCACACCUGUAAUCCCAGCACUUUGGCAGGCUGAGGUGGGGGAUCACCUGAGAUUGGGAGUUCGAGACAGCCUGACUAACAUGGAGAAACUCGGUCUCUACUAAAAAUACAAAAUUAGCCAGGCGUGGUGGCGCAUGCCUGUAUUCCCAGCUACUCAGGAGGCUGAGGCAGCAGAAUCGCUUGAACCCAGGAGGCGGAGGUUGUGGUGGGCUGAGAUUGUGCCAUUGCACUCCAGCCUGGGCAACAAGAGCGAAACUCUGUCUCAAAAAAGAAAAAAUAUUUAUUGUUGUUUCCAGUUUUAAUAGGACAGAGUAAAGAUGGCUUUGCCUGCUUCUUCUCGUGAAAAUUGUGGCAAAACAACAGUCUGGUUGAUGUUCAUUCCAGGAGUUCAAGGCUGUUUUCAUGCUACAAAAUUUUUACUUACUUAUUGAUGUUGUGAGUUCUGUGAACAAAUCAUUUAAUCUAUGUGGAGAAAUGUACUAGGGUAGGGCGAGGUCUUAUUCUCAAAGCAACCAAACAUAUAUAGGAAUAAAUUUACUAAUAAAUGUAUAAGACAUAUAUCAAGAAAAUUUUAAACAUUUGGGGACUAAACCAAUGAAAACCCCUUGUGUAAAUGGAAAGGCUCAGAUAAUCCUUCAGUAGGAAGGGUAGUUUUCUUUAUUUAAUCCAUAAGUCCAACGUCAUACCAAAUAAAACCCCUACAGGAUUUGUUUUAAAACUUGUGAAAAUGAUUCUAAAAUUUACGUAGAAAAAAUGUUAGAAGCGACUGGGCACAGUGCCUCAUGCCUAUAAUCCCAGCACUUUGGGAGGCCAAGGUGGGCGGAUCACCUGAGCUCAGGAGUUCAAGACCAGCCUGGCCAACAUCGUGAAACCUUGUCUUUACUAAAAAUACAAAAAUUAGCCCAGAGUGGUGGCGCACACCUGUAAUCCCAGCUACUGGGGAAGCUGGGGCAGGAGAAUUGCUUGAACCCGAGAGGCGGAGGUUGUAGUGAGCCAAGAUCAUGCCGCUGCACUGCAGCCUGGGUGACAGAGUGAGACUCUGUC
Molecule: messenger RNA, 3207 nt
Organism: Nomascus leucogenys (northern white-cheeked gibbon)
Lineage: Eukaryota; Metazoa; Chordata; Mammalia; Primates; Hylobatidae
Exons: 2
Coding region: 17-652 (211 amino acids)
Source: RefSeq, a predicted model, not a curated record